Daphnia pulex (common water flea) is the source of this 7458-nucleotide messenger RNA. RefSeq names its product dorsal-ventral patterning protein Sog-like. The record is from RefSeq and is a predicted model, not a curated record. The coding region runs from base 1009 to 4437 and encodes 1142 amino acids. Gene Ontology annotation, molecular function: protein binding. The transcript is spliced from 11 exons. NCBI's taxonomy places the organism in Eukaryota, Metazoa, Arthropoda, Branchiopoda, Diplostraca, Daphniidae.
CACACAAGGCUCUACCCAAAAAGCCCAGCACCACAUCUGGCCGCUCGCCCGAGUUGAGGCGCAGUCGUGAUUCAACUCUCGAACGCGCUACAAGUUCUUCUUCUUCUCUCUCUCUCUACCUCUCUCUCCCUACCCUUUUUUCUCGUCCCCCCAUCUCCCACUUUUGAUUCGGUGGAGAGAACCCCACACACGAUUCCACCCAUCGCCAAAACAAAAUUACAACAAACAAAUUUCAAAAAGUGCGCCCCCGGUUUUUUCAUUAUUUGAAGUGAAUUUCAUUUUGAUUGUGUGCGAAAAGAAGUGAAAUAUAAAUUGAAGAGAGAGAAAAGUGCGAACAGAUUCUCGGCCGUCAUCGCGGCGUGGUGAAUUUCGGCCAACAAUUUUUUCGCCAGCGACACGCUAUAGUAGUCGGAUUUUUCGAUCAAAUCGCAUCGGGGAAUACAAGAGAGAGAGAGAAAGAAAAGAGAAAUAUUGAGUUUCCAUUCUCUUUUUCUUCUUCUUCUUUUUCAUUCUCUCUCUUCGUUUUUUUUUCUCUCCUGCCCUGCUGCUGCUGCUGCUGACUAAAGGUCCGGCACGAAAAAAAUAAAAAGAGAAAAAUAAUCGGGAAAAUCAACGGGCCGGAAAGAAAUGCGGUGUGAAGCGGCCCUGAGAGACCUGGUGCUGCUCUACGGCUCGUUGUCAUCUGCUGUCGACUCGACGACUGAAAACAGUUGAAAUUCGCUUCUUCUUCUUUCUAUCCCGAAAUUGUCAAUUUGUUUUUUUCUCUCUCCCGAAUUCUGUCCACACGAAAAAAGAGAUUUUCAACGUGUUCGUGCGUGCGUGACAACCGGGUAAAAAUUAUCAUUAUUUCUCCAAAAAAAAGUGCGUUUCACGUGUGCGCUAAAUUCGAGUGUGCAAAGUGGACCGACCGAUUUAUCUGCGCGCCAAAUUCAAAUUUUGUUUUCUGAAAAACAAACGAAAAAGACAAUUUUUGUUGUGGGUGGUGAGGAGAAAGAAAUUAUUAACAAAAUGGCUUGUUAUUACCCGUCUGGCAAAUGGUUCCUGUCCGUCGUGCUGGCCGUCCUGGUGGCACUGCUGACCGUCCAGGCGGCCGGUCCGUCAUCCGGCGGCCAUCAGCGCAACAGUAAAAUGAAACCGCCGCCCAUCAUUUCGGAGGAGUCGUCCAACAAGAAUCGUCGCACGUCCGAUUGCCAUUUCGGCAAGAAAGUCUACGAGCUGGAAGAGCGGUGGAAUCCGGACCUGGGCUCGCCGUUCGGCGUCAUGUAUUGCAUCCGCUGCGAAUGUAUAGCGGUGCAAAAGAAACGAAGGAUCGCCGGACGGACACUCUGCCGGAACAUCAAGAACGAAUGCCCGAAACCCAAUUGCGACGAGCCCGUCCUCCUGCCCGGCCGCUGCUGCAAAGUCUGUCUAGAAGACGGAGCCAUCGGUUUGGGACCGUUGAAGGAGGACGUCUCCCGGAUCGGCUUCGACGACGACGACAAGCAAGCCAAAGAUUUCGCGGCUUUGCUGACGAAGAAGACGCCGGCCAGCAGCAGCAGCAGCAGCAGUGGGGCUAGUCAGAUUGUGAAAGGCGGGCCGCCAUUGGCCGACAUGGCCACUGGACGUUUCACCUUCCAGAAACGGCACUUGUAUUUCUCGCUGGUCCUUCCAGCGGCGACGGCGGCGGCGGCGGCGGCGGCUGCGGCUGCAGCAGCUGGCACAAGCCCGGAAGCGGAUGCUUCGAUCGUCGGCGGCUGGACCCGACCGCCUCGCUACCUGCAAUUCCUCAGCGAGGACGGUAACAUCUUGGAGGAGCAGGAGCUCACCACCAACGACUAUUACAACGCCACCGGCAAGAUUUGUGGCGUGUGGCGCAAAGUGCCGCGAGUCUACAAGCAGCUCCUGCGCGAGGAGAAACUGUGGGUGGCCCUGAUGGAGGACAAGGACGGUGAGGCCAUCACGGGCCGCGUGGCCCGCUACAAAGCCCUGUCCACCGAGCUGCUCAGCGCCGUCCUGACGCCGUCCGGCUCCGGCUCCUCUUCGGCCAACUGCCCGGCCUGCGGUGGCACGGCCGCCGUCUCCAUGGCCAGCGCCUCCAACAGCAUCCACGUCACCGUGGCCGUCUCGGGCCUCUCGUCCAGAGGCGCUGACGUCGAGACCUUCGUCGUCCGUCUGGAGACGCUGGAGACGGGCGCCCAUCCGUCCCGAGUCAUUGAGGAACUCGUCACCGUCCAGAAACCGCAAGAGGUGAACGUCGUUGAGGUCAGGACCGUUUUGGAAGCCCAGGAGAUGAGGCUCCUACUGCGCGGACACAUUGUGCUGAGCGUUCACGCCAAACGGGCGCCAGAUGUCCGGCUGAGAGGCCCGUUCGGCCCGCGCAUCGCCUGCGAUUUGUUCGACUCGCUCGUCACCACCGGCGACGCCAUUCCAGCCGAGUCCGGCGACCUCUCCGUCCAGCAGCAGUCGACGGCUCCUUCCUCUUCGGCCGGACUGGCCUGGAUGUACAUCGGCAAGACGGGCGCCAUCCACUACCGGAUCAAACUGCGCGGAUUCAAGUCGAAAGUCACCCGGGUCACCAUCGAGUCCAGCGGGUCCAGCAAGGCCAACAAGAAGCCCAGAGUCGUCGAAGAUGUGACCGACAUGUUGUCCGUCGUCGACGGGAAAGAGCCGGGCGGUGUCAGCUGGAUCAACGGAACGGUGGUCCGGCUGGCCGCCAAGGACCUGGAACUCCUCUACGAAGGCGAAUUGUACGUCAAUGUGGCGACAGAAGAGUUUCCAGUGUCGGAAAUCCGCGGUAAAUUGGUGCCCAGGCUGGCCGGCGAGUCGCACCUGGCCACGGAGAACGGGCCCGUCUUGCUGAAUCCGGUCGGAAACGCGACGGCCACCAACCGGGCGGCUCUCGGCUGGGUCCACGUCGACAAGGAGUGCAAUUUCCACUACGACGUGGCCGUCACCAGCUCGUUGGCGUCCGGCGGCGGAGGCCGGCCCAGGGACCAGCUGGCCAACAGUUUGACGGUUUUGGAGCUGGUCGACAUCCCGCGCCUCAGCAUCGAGCACGGCCACAACGGCGGAGGCACUUCGCCCGGCUCCGGCGGCAACAUCAUGCUGAUGGACGGAAGCGAGUCCAGCAGCAGCUCUGGAAAUCCCAACAGCAACUACGGCGAAAUCCCAUUCAUGCCCAACAUCCGGCUGCUGGAGGAGUUCUCCGGCUACCAGGUGGAGAACAGCGUGGCCGACUUGAACAAGCUCUCGCUGGCCCGGAUGGAGGCCGGAGUGGCUUACCUCAAGCUGACGGAAGCGCCCGUCAUUGGCACAGGGAAGCCGGGCGCCCAGUUCCAGGGCUGGUUGACCAACGUCCACGUUCCGGGCUCCUGUUUGCCCAUCGGCAUGGGCUCGCCGUCCGGCGUCGACGGCCUGUCGGGCGAGCAGUCGCUGCUGGGCGUCCAGGGCUACGUGUUCGACCGGGCCCAGGACGACAACAACGAGAUCCCCAUGGCGACCAGCCGCUGCUUCUACGAGGGUAAACUCUACGACGACGGAAAGGCCUGGACGGCCGAGCACGAUCGCUGCAUGAUGUGCUCCUGCCAGCGCGGGCGGGUCGUCUGCGAUCCCGUCGUCUGUCCGGCAAUCACCUGCUCCGGCCCUUCAUCCGCCAUCAUCCACCCGCCGGGCGACUGCUGUCCGCAGUGUGAAAAUGUGACUAAAACGGUGACGGAAUCGUCGCGCCAGGGUUGCCAUUUCGAAGGCGAUCAGAAAUUCCAUCCGGCCGGAAGCCGCUGGCAUCCCUACCUGCCGCCGUUCGGGUUCAGCAAAUGCGCCGUUUGCGUCUGCGACCCGGUGACUUUGAAAGUGGAGUGCACGAAAUUGACCUGCCCGGCGCUGAGCUGCCAGGAGGGCGAAGCUUACCGGCCGGACCCGAUGGCCUGUUGCAAGCAGUGUCCGGCAGCGCCGGCCACGACCACCCAAUCGACGGCGGCCCUGCUGGCCAACAAGGAGCUGCUGGGCGAGGAGGCCCAAGCUCGAGGCGAAGUCGACAUCCUCUCGUCCGGCGGCUGCCGAUUCAAAGGCGACGUCUUCGAGAAUGGCGAGGAGUGGCAUCCGCGCAUCCAGCCCUGGGGCGAGAUGAGAUGCAUCAACUGCAACUGCAAGGACGGGAAAGUCAAGUGCAAGCGGAAGAAGUGCGUGAAAACGCGUUGCAACGGAGGCCGGCCGGCGACAUCUCCCGCUGGAGCGGGAGCUGACGAUUGCUGUCCGUCGUGUCCGGAAGAUGGCCCCACCGUCUCUUCUGGAUCCUCGUCGUCGGCCGCCGUUUCGUCGGGCCACAAGAGCAACAACGGCGACGCCGACGCCAAGAAGAAGAGGCAGAGAGAGGGGCGGAGUCGCGUCGGCGCCGGAUCGCACAGCAGCCGGACGCAGCACAGCAGACAAUCCCAGCAUCAGCAACAUCCGACGGCUUGAAAGAAAACAACAAAACCAACACCAAAUAAUAAAUAAUUGGAAAAAUUAUUUCAACGGCCAUCGAACAAAAAACAAAAACCACAAAACUUUUUUUUUCGAAUUUUUCAAAUUUUCGCGCUAAAAAAAAACAUUUCAAACGCCAGGGGGAUAAAUCAACUCCUUUUUUUUACCGCUACAAAAAUUCCCCUCUCCUUUUCAAAUUCUUUCGAACUAAUUGUGACUAUAUUCGAAAUAAUAUUAUAGCUCACUCUUUUUAAAUAUAUGUAUAUAUAUUUAGUAUAUAUAUAUAUAUAUGUGUGUAUACUAAAGCUCCUUUUUUUCUUCUCCCCCCCGCGGCUAAUUAUUAUUAUAUCUAUACGUUAUUUUACAUAUUUUUUUCGUUUCGAAUAAUUCGAACGAUAUCGCAAAAAGUUAAAAAAACAAAACAGUCAAAUCACGAUUUUUUAAAUUUCUUUCUUUUGGCUGUUUGGCUCUCGCGCUUUUUUUUGAUAAUUUGUUUUUAAAUUGCCCCUCCCUCCCCCACUUUGCUUCUUUACGAUUGAUGGAACGUUUGUGCCAAACCGAACAAGAUGAUAUAACACACAACAAAUUAAUAUCCUACACAUACACACGAAAAUUAAAAAAAAAAAAUAAUACUAAGAGGGAUACUUGUAAAUAUCCGAAGAUUUUAUUGCGAGUCCUAAAGAAAGAAAGAAAAAAAGAGUCAAGAAGUUGAGAAAGAAAAAAAGAAUUUCAAUUUUCCUUUUUCUUUUUUCGGCACGCGCGCAGAAAACAAAAAAAGGGGAAAAACAUUUCAAGACAUUUUUUUGGCAUCCCUCCCGUUUUAAUUUUUUUAGAUAAUUGUAAUAAUUAAUUCAUUAAUUUUUUCAAUAAUAAUCCACCGCCGAAUUACAUUUAAAAAAAUAAUCGUCUGUGAAGCGAAAAGGAAAAAAAGAUUUUAAAUUCAAAAUGGAAAACAAAGAAAAAAAAACACAUAAACACACAUAAACUAGAGAAAAAUCCUGGUUGUGUCCAGUCUGAUGAGCUUAUUGUACCUAUUAUAUAAUAUCCACACACUGAAAAAAAACAAAAGUCUCGCUCGUGCCACACCCCCUCCCUCCUGCUAUAAUUAUUGUAAUUUCCCCACCCGAAUUUUUUUUUCGUACAUUUUUAUUCUUCUAUCGUGUCCGCUUGGAUUAUCGACAAAUAUCCACACACCACCAACCCCCACGCCCGUCAUUUGUUCAUUUUUCCCGUUUAAUUUUCAAUUCUCUCCUCGAAAAUUCAAUUCGAAUUUUUUUUUGUACAUAUAUAUUGAAUGUCUUCUAUUAUUGUGCAUGCCCAUUUUUAUUAUUGGUCAAAAUUUCAAAACAACAGUCUAAAAAGCAACAACAAUUAUUAUUUUUUUUCCUACUAAAAAUCGGAAUCGAGUUCAAAUGAGGGAUGAUAACGAACAAAAGAAGAAGGAAAACAGUCCACUAUUAUAGUUAAUGUGUAAUUCAAUUGCAAAAACGGAAACCAAAAGGUGGGGGGCAAUUAAACAACAGUUUAAAAAAAAAUAGCACAUCAAAAUAAUUAACAAUCUUUUUUUUUUAAUUAAAAAAAAAAACUUCGAUCGGGCGACAGACGAUGCAUUCCGAGUUACAAUCAAACAGCCAGGAAAAAAAAGAAUCAAGACAUUUUCAAAAAAAAAAAGAUCCCGCGCAUUUUUUUGUUUCAAAUUCAUUCACUUUUAAACUUUCUAAUUAAAUGACUGUCUCUCCUCUUACACAUCUACCGAUUAUGUUGGACAUAUUUUUCACGAGAUUUAUAGACACGCAGCAAAAUAAAAAAUAAAUCCAGUCACACACGCAAUAUACCACCCCCCAACCCCCACCCCCACCUGACUGACGACUGACGUCAUCUUAUCUGAUCAGAGGCUAUAUAUUAUUACAUUUAUGUUUUUCAUGUUUCUUUUUUUUUCGUUUAUCACUUGCAAUUUUCCACAACAAGAAGAAAAAAACAAAACAAAAUAACCAGCAACCACAUAUAAAAGAGCGCUCGCAGCCACCGCUACAUAGUGUAUAAUAAUAACAAUGUACGUUUAUUCUAAAAAUGAAAUUAUCUCUCCGGCCUUUUUAUUCUCUAAACAUUAUAUUCGUCACGCUCUCCGCUGCUAUGAUUAUUUCUCUCCUUUUUCGCUCCUCUCCAUCUAUAUAUAUAUAUAUGCUCUCUCUUUUGAAAUUAUUAUUCUAUAUACAAACUUCUCGUUGAUAUAUAAUAAUAAGAUCAAUGAUCCUGAAAUUGCUGGUCGUCUGUGUUUUCCGUCUUGUUUUUUUUUAUUGAAAAAUAGAGACCCGCGAAAUUCGAAUUUUUUCCGAGGGAAAGAAAUUUUCAACCAAUUUUUAAAAAAGGAUGAAAUAACAGAUCAAAUGAAAAAGAUGGCGCUGAAUUUUUUAUUUUUAUUUUUUUGUGUAUUUUUGACCUUCUGAUGACGUGAUGAUGAAAUUUUUCUCUUUUUUGUUUUGUUGUUUCUGUUUUGUAUAUGACGUGUUGUGCGUGUGGACGGAACAAGGAGAAUGUACAAAAGAAAAACAUAACGAAAAACACACGACAAACAAAUAUUUGAUGCUGAUGGAAAUUAAAAAAAUAGAAAACGACAUUUGUUACGACGAUCACAAACCAAUUUUUGUUUUUGUUUCGUUUUUUUAUUCUUUUCGUUAAAUGUAUAAUUGGCUUAUAUAUAUACAUAGAAAUGACGACAUUUUUCUGGUCAGAGCGCAACUAUUCAAUUAGAAAAAUUUUGUUUCGUCGAAUUAUUAUGAAUAGAUGUGGUCGAUUUUGGAUCGAAUUUGAAUAUAUAAAAUUUUUCCCCGAUGGUGUCAAACUCUUUUUCUAUAUAAUUCUGUCCAUAUUUUGUAACCGAAUGAUGGCGACGCGAAUCUUUCCGAUUGGCCGUGUGUGUUUAUUCCCUCUUCUUUUAUUUACAUAAACUAUUAUAUACAUCCUAUCAACUAUAUAUAUUUCUCUCCCGAAAUUAAUACAAUUCGAAUUUUGAUUGGC